UGGUCUCAAUGCUUCCGGGUUGGUGUUGCGGUGGUGUUUCCGACUGUGGGAUCCUCAGUUUCCCAGUCAUCCGAUGAGCUCGAGCAGCUGAGCCCCUUCCCUGUCUUUCACUCUCCUGGCAUCGGUGGUUUUACUUCUUCGAUUGAACCCAGCUUCUCGACCCCCCUGGGAGGCCGCCUUCUUCAGGCGCCUCCCUUGUCUCUACGCACUCGCUCUGACAGCUGUGGAACUGGCAAGAUCCGGCUACCCAGAGGGUGAAUGGGUAUCUUUCCUGGAAUAAUCCUAAUUUUUCUAAGGGUGAAGUUUGCAACGGCGGCUGUGAUUGUAAGCGGACACCAGAAAAGUACCACUGUAAGCCAUGAGAUGUCUGGUCUGAAUUGGAAACCCUUUGUAUAUGGCGGCCUUGCCUCUAUCGUUGCUGAGUUUGGAACUUUUCCCGUGGACCUUACUAAGACAAGACUUCAAGUGCAAGGCCAAAGCAUCGAUGUCCGUUUCAAAGAGAUAAAAUAUAGAGGGAUGUUUCAUGCCUUAUUCCGAAUUUAUAAAGAAGAAGGUGUGUUGGCUCUGUAUUCAGGAAUUGCCCCUGCUUUACUAAGACAGGCAUCAUAUGGCACCAUUAAAAUUGGCAUUUACCAGAGCUUGAAACGAUUAUUUGUAGAGCGUUUGGAAGAUGAAACUCUUCUAAUUAAUAUGAUCUGCGGGGUGGUGUCAGGAGUGAUAUCUUCUACUAUAGCUAACCCCACUGAUGUUCUAAAGAUUCGAAUGCAGGCUCAAGGAAGCUUGUUUCAAGGGAGCAUGAUUGGCAGCUUCAUCGAUAUCUACCAGCAAGAAGGCACCAGAGGUCUGUGGAGGGGUGUGGUCCCAACUGCCCAGCGUGCUGCCAUCGUUGUGGGAGUAGAACUCCCAGUCUAUGAUAUUACCAAAAAGCACUUAAUAUUGUCAGGGAUGAUGGGAGACACAAUUUUAACGCACUUUGUUUCUAGCUUUACAUGUGGCUUGGCUGGAGCUUUGGCCUCCAAUCCAGUUGAUGUGGUGAGAACUCGUAUGAUGAACCAGAGGGCCAUCGUGGGACAUGUAGACCUCUACAAAGGCACUCUGGAUGGAAUUUUGAAGAUGUGGAAGCACGAGGGAUUUUUUGCACUCUAUAAAGGAUUUUGGCCAAACUGGCUUCGACUUGGCCCCUGGAAUAUCAUUUUUUUUAUUACAUAUGAGCAGCUCAAAAGGCUUCAAAUCUAAGGACUGAAUUCUAUGUGAACCCAGCCCUGCCAAUCUUUCUACUCCCCGCCCCUCUUUUUUUCCCCUGUGUUCCAAUGUAUUUUGAAAAUGUUUUAAGUGUUUGUUGAACCUGUGGUCCCUUAAGGGCUUCCCGAUUGACCAGUAGCGUGGUUCAAAACUGUUUAUGUGUUUAUGUUAUCAUGUUAACUUUUCCCUUUGAGGGGAGUGUUAACGGUGAGACUCUGGCCCCAGAUUGGUAUCUUCUGUGAAGAUGGACACUGAUGGAUACUUUUCAAGAUGGCCGUGUUCCAAAUGUGGGUUAAAUGUAGUCAGUAGCCCCAGAUGUGGGCUAGAGCAGAACGCAUAGGCCAGAGCAAUUACAGCUGUGAAUGUUACAGACCUCGGUUCUCAUUAAAGUAUUUAUUGGCAAAAUGAC
Molecule: messenger RNA, 1651 nt
Organism: Chrysochloris asiatica (Cape golden mole)
Lineage: Eukaryota; Metazoa; Chordata; Mammalia; Afrosoricida; Chrysochloridae
Gene: SLC25A14
Product: solute carrier family 25 (mitochondrial carrier, brain), member 14
Exons: 11
Coding region: 259-1236 (325 amino acids)
Biological process (GO): mitochondrial transport
Cellular component (GO): mitochondrial membrane
Source: RefSeq, a predicted model, not a curated record